This is a messenger RNA of Doryrhamphus excisus (bluestripe pipefish), 6825 nucleotides long. The record is from RefSeq and is a predicted model, not a curated record. Lineage: Eukaryota; Metazoa; Chordata; Actinopteri; Syngnathiformes; Syngnathidae.
AUUAGAGGUGUAAUUACCUGUUUACAUCCAGUUUGGGGGCCUGAUCUACCUGCUACUAACCUGUUGGACUUUCUCUGACUCUUAAUACAUAGGGAGCAUGGCAUGCAACAGGGUCUCCACUGAUAUCAUAUUGUAGGAAAAUCAUAUAUGCUUAUGUCUUAUUGACUUCCACUUACACACAGUCGCCUUUCUUUGCAGAAAAUCUGCAUAACUGAUUAAAAAAAAAGGAAGGGGGAAAAUGCUUUGUUAUUCCCGACUGCUUUGAAAUGAACACCAAUUUUCUCCCGUUAACUCCUCCCCCAGCUAAAUAGCUCAGUGGUUUGAUGUUAAGUACAGCAACCCAUGACAGCAUGAAUGCAACAGUUUCCAUUGACAUGGAGCAUGAGGCUAACAUUGGUGGGGAACAUCACGGGUGGAACAGACUACAACAAUUUUCUGGUCUGCUGCUCGUCUCUCAUGAUCUCCUGGCAGCGGCAACGGGCGCUUUACACACGCAUCCUUUGGAGGCAAGCAAAGUGAAUAGAGAUUCAAAUAAGAGAGGAGGGCGUGACCGACGACGACGGACAGAGGCCUCUGGCUGUGUUUGUGUGCGUGACCUGGUGGGACUUUGAUGGGACAUUGAGCAAUGCUGGAUGAGCAGCGACAGCAGGUUGGCAGUAGGGGACGGUGCUCCAGCAUCCGCCCCCCUGUCCUCCCCCUCGUUCUUCUCCUCUCCUUUGCAACCCAUUCCAGCCAAGCAGCCAUACACAUUCCAUCCAACUACCACAUAAGUGACCUCAAGAGGCCUCCAGUCAUCACCACUCAGCCGGGGUCUGUCACCGUCUUCAGCGUUGAAGACCUCGUCAUGACCUGUGAAGCUUCAGGAAACCCUCCUCCCAUUUUCCGAUGGACGAAAGAUGGAGAGGAGUUUGAUCCAGGCACCGACCCUGAGCUGAAGGUGACUGAGCGCUCCGGUUCAUUCGCCUUCUACACACUCAGUAACACGAUGGACACCAUGAAGCAGUACCAGGGCAAAUAUGUGUGUUACGCAUCCAACGAGCUUGGGACGGCCGUCUCCAGUGAGGCCAUACUCAACACAGAUGUCCCACCAACUCAGCAGAAAGAGAAAAAAGUGAAUGUGAAAUCUGAGGAAGGAAGCAGUAUUGUUCUGCAAUGUAACCCCCCACAGAGCUCGAUGGAGCCUAUCAUUCACUGGAUGGACUGGAAGCUCCGUCACAUCCACCUGAGUGAGCGGGUUGUGGUGGGCAAAGAUGGUAACUUAUAUUUUGCCCACCUAAAAAAGGAGGACAGCAGGAAUGACUAUACCUGCAAUGUCCAAUAUCUUGCAACUCGCACCAUCCUGGCAAAAGAGCCUGUGACUCUGACCGUCAACCCCUCCAACACAGUGCUGCGGAACAGGAGUCCCCUCAUGAUGAGACCUACCGGAAGACACAGCACUUACCAGGCACUCAGGGGCCAGACCAUAGAGCUCGAGUGCAUCAUCGAAGGCUAUCCAACUCCCAAAGUGCUGUGGGUUAGGAAGGACGGGGAACUGUCGGAAUCCCGCACCGACAAAGAGAUGUUUGACCGCCGUCUGCGCUUCACCAAUAUCUCUGAGAGCGAUGCAGGGGAGUACCAGUGUAUAGCUGACAAUUCCCAAGGGAGGAUCACACACACUUACACGGUGACAGUGGAAGCUGCUCCAUACUGGACCAAAGAGCCAGUCAGUCAGUUGUAUGCUCCAGGUGAGAAUGUCAGACUAGACUGCCAGGCAGAGGGCAUCCCUUCUCCAGCCAUCACCUGGAUGAUCAAUGGAAUCCCCCUCUCAUCGACUGACAAAGACCCCAGACGCACUCUAACAGCCAGCGGUUCUCUCAUCCUGAAAGACGUCAAUUUUGGAGACACUGCCAUCUACCAGUGCCAGGCCUCCAAUAAGCACGGAACUAUCCUCAUCAACACCAACGUUUAUGUCAUUGAGCUGCCUCCCCAGAUCCUUACUGAGGAUGGCAACACCUACACGGUUACUGAGGGCCAGAAGGUUUUGCUCGAAUGUGAAAGCUUUGGAUCUCCGAAACCAAAAGUCAUAUGGAACGGUGGCAGCGCCUCCACCCUUCUGGCGGAUUCCAGAAUGAACCCUCUCACCACUGGAGGGCUGGAGAUCUCCAAUAUCACACACGACGACGAGGGCUUCUACACUUGCACUGUGCAAAACACCAACUUGUCCAUUAGUGCAGAGCUGGAGGUGCUCAACAGGACAGUGAUCCUUUCACCUCCUCAGUCUCUGAAGGUGCAGCCUGGACAGACGGCUAUCUUCACUUGUCUUUCCCUCGUGGACCCCAAGCUCGCCUCUCCACUCAUUCAGUGGCGAAAGAACGACCACAAGCUGUUUGCAUCUGAAAGUGACGAAAAGUACACAUUCGAAGGACCGGACUUAAUUAUUGCUAAUGCAGAACCUGAAGAUGAAGGAAACUACACGUGUCAGGUCAUCACUAAUCUGGACAUGGCCGAAGCAACCGGCACACUCACUCUGUAUGAUCGUCCGGACCCUCCUGUCCUUCUGCAACUGACCCAACCUAAACAACGUACAGUCACCCUCAGCUGGACUCCUGGAGAUGAACACAAUAGCCCAGUCAUAGAGUAUGUGAUUGAGUUUGAGGAUCAGGGUUCAAAAUCAAACGAGAAGGGUUGGGAAGAGUUGAGCCGAGUAUCAGGGAACACAGAGCGUGCCAGUCUGUCUCUGUGGCCCUACAUGUCUUAUCGUUUCCGCAUUAUUGCCAUCAACGAAGUGGGGAAGAGCGAUCCCAGCAAAGCCUCGGAAAUCUACAACACAGCUGCUGAAGCACCAGACAAUAACCCUGAAGAUGUCAGGAGUGAGUCCAUUGACCCAGAUACACUUGUCAUCAUCUGGGAGGAAAUGGAUAAACGGAGCUUCAACGGGCCUGACUUCAAGUACCGCGUCCUGUGGAGGCGGGUGGUGGGCAGUGGGCCCAUCUGGCACACCAACUACACAACAGCGCCACCAUUUGUUGUCAAUGGAAUCGGCAACUUCUCUGCAUUUGAGAUCAAAGUGCAGGCUAUUAAUGAAAAGGGGGAGGGGCCUGAGCCGGACCCUGUUAUUGGCUACUCAGGAGAGAAUAUUCCACUGGAGGCCCCCAUGAAUGUAGAUGUGGUCCGACUGAACAGCACCGCUAUCAGGGUGACCUGGGCUGCUAUAGACAGAGAGACGGUCAGAGGUCACCUGCUUGGCUACAAGAUUCACUUGACCAGAGUCAGGUCUCUGAGCCACCACAGAGCUCGAAGGGAGCCGUCCAUCACCACCAUAGUGGUGACUGGGGCCAACGAGGAGAGGAAGGUUAUUGGCGAUCUCCAACCGUACUCCCACUACACCUUGACCGUCAGUGUGUUCAACAGUAAAGGGGAUGGCCCGCCUUGUGAGAUGCUGUCAUUCAACACUGCUGAGGGAGUUCCUCAUGCCCCAACAUCUCUGACGCUGGACAGUCCAUCUGAGACAGAAAUGACCCUGCGUUGGACACCACCGAGUCAACCCAAUGGAAUUCUAAUUGGAUACCUCCUGCAAUACCUACAGAUUGUAGAGAGUGAUGACAGCCCGAUGCAAGAGGAGAAAAUAAAUGACCCGAAAAUAAGCCACCUCACCUUGAAGGGCCUGGAUCGCCACAGCCACUACCGCUUCUUCCUGAGGGGGCGCACUGCUACCGGGGAUGGAGAGCCCAUCAUGAGGGAAGGUGCCACCACGCUGGAUGGAGCCCCCCCAGUCAACAUCAGCGUGUUUCCUGGUGAUAACUUUGCUAACAUCAGCUGGGUGGCCAAGAAGAGGCACAGGAAUGUUCGAUUCCAUAUCCACUAUCUAAGACAGAAUGAUGCUGAUAAAUGGAAGAAGACAGAAAAGGUGGACUCCUCCCAGUUCUUCUAUCAACUCCAGGACCUGAGACCUGGUUCCCAUUACCAUUUGCGCUUCACCCACAGCAACGUCACCUUCUUUCAGACUGAGAUUGACACACCAGGAACAGAAGUCACAGAGGUGCAGCCAAGCUUCGCAACCCAGGGAUGGUUCAUCGGCCUUGUGAGCGCCAUCGGGCUGCUGCUGCUCGUACUACUCAUCCUCUGCUUUGUCCGAAGGAACAAAGGGGGGAAGUAUUCAGUGAAAGAUAAAGAAGAAGGGCCAAUCGACUCGGAGGCCCGCCCCAUGAAGGACGAGACUUUCGGAGAGUACAGAGCUCUAGAAAGCGACCUGGAGGAGAAGCGCCUCGCCAGCCAGCCUUCGCUGUGUGAGGAGAGCAAGCUGUGCAGUGAGGACAACCUGGACUUCAAUGGAAGCAGUGUCCUGACCACCGAGAUCAACCUCGACGAGUCGCUGGCCAGCCAGUUCAGUCGGCCCAGCGAGAGCCGGGAAGUGCCGAACAACUCCCCGCUCAACCCCACCACUGUUUCCCCCUCCCCCAAUGGCCUCACCAACCAAGUCACCAUCCUUGAUUAGCUUCCGUGGAUCCGUGGAGGACCAUCAAAACAUGUCAACACAUACGUGCCCAUACACUCCUGUUCCCUGCUGAGUAGUUUGACGACUAACACGCAAUCAAUGUAUUGACAAUUCCCAUGUUUGUGGUGUCAUCUGAUGGACCGGACUGUUCUGACCAAAGUAGUGGACAAUGUGACCAACCUUGACACGGAGAAAUAAACUUUAACUCUCCCUGAUCCUUCUUCAUCUGUAUCGUGUGUAAGACUUUAUCCUUUGUCGUCUCAAACAGAAUGUCACGGAGUAGAAAUGACCCAAGGAGGCAGGCCACAGUAUAUAAUGUAGAGCAGCUUGAGAGUGAAGCAUGAUGGCACACGGACGACACAUCGUAGAUAUUCAUAUUCUUUUUGAUUUGAUGGUUUCCCACAAUGUAACUGCCAAUGAUGUGUUAAAACUGUGUUUGAACUUGCGUUUACUCCCAUUUUAUGAUUUCAUCACCAUUUCCAACACUUUGCAUAUAAAAAGGCCCGGUUCUUCUCUUCGUUGGCAUAUUUUAUAUAUAUCUGAAGCCAGGUUUGGUACCAUAAACAACACUGAAUGCAUUAAGGGGAGUAGCAUCUGGUGUAUAUAUUUGCAUCUAAGUGUAUCUACUGUAUCUAGCCAUAUUACAGUAUUAUAGCUCCUGGUCCUUACAAGUUCCUAUGCCUGCUGGCUUUUGCAUAGUGCACCAGAUUGCUGCCAUUACUUGCUCACCUUUCCACCACAAGUGUUAUGCCAUGAUUGGAAAUGAUGUUGUAAUUUUUUGUGUCAAGAUGUAGCUUGUCUUUGUCUCUCCCUACACUGUCGUGUCUUCAUACCUCUCCAUCGCACACGCCACCUCUUCUGAGGAAGAUUAUUUUGUGUAUACUCGCGGAUUAGAGGGGGUGGCUGAGCACUCCCGGUUUCCACUCACAUGAAUGCAGUAAAAUGAUUGACAGGCUUUGCAUCAUCAAGACAGACAGCCGAUACUGAAAUCCAAUACACACAAUGUAUGAUUUGGACGUUGUGCUGUAUUUACAGUUAAACAAUUAUUCCUAUCAUGACUGAAUUUUAUUGUUCAAGUGAUUUUUUAAAUCUUAUUCCUCCCUAAGAAAUGUCAAGACUGCUAUGAAGAAACCAAUCGUGGCAGAAUUAAAAUGUCUUCAAGCAAGCAUUUCUUCUUUGUGCUACACUACUUCGUUUGUUAUGGAAUUGUACAUUAUUGUCACUUAGUACUUACAUGAAUGCUUACUUCCAUGCCAUCCAAUGCACUGCAGUGAUGAAGUGACUAUCUGUGUUUUUUUGUGUGAUGCAGUCAAAAAAGCUUCCCAUAAGCCAAGCGUCACCCGACCAUCCCAGCAUUGUCUGCUUUGGUGGAAGCAACUCCUUCAUUUACAGACACACACAUACUGUACACAGUGGUGUCAUUAGGUCCCCCCAAAAUGUUCUUAAGCCCCCCCUAAAUAAUUGGAUAUUUUUUAUUGAUUUUUAUUUAAUUUUUUAUUGAUUUUAAAUUAUUUUUUACCAAAGAAAUCUCUGACAAAUGUCAUAAGCAGGCUAAGAAGCAAGCCAAUAAGCAGGCUAAUACUAAUGCUAAUGCUAAUACAAGUAAUAAUCAGAAGAAGAAGAAUGAUGAUAGUAAUAAUAAUAGGCUAAUGAAUAAUAUAAUAAUGAUUAUUUUCUAAUUAAUGACUGUCCACUGCACAGAAUGGUUGCAGAGCUUGAGCAGCGGUUUUGCAGUGUAGAUUGUGUGUACUUGUGUACAUUUAAUGGUGGCCUAAAACAAUUGAGUAUCUCUACUAAAUAUGUCCAAAAGUGGGAAAGUUAUAUCCCAUAUCUUAUAUUGUUUUAUGGAUAUUUUUAUUUAUUUUGUAUUUUUUUGAAUGUCUACUACAUUCAUUCAUAUCCUGUGCAUCUCCAGGGGGCUAAGCCCCCCCUGUCCUCAGAACCUAGUGACGCCCCUGCCUGUACAUGUACACGCUCAGGACGAAUAGUAUCAUCUGCUGUAUUCUCAUACAGGGAUGGAGAUGAGACGGAAUUAGCUGCUGCUAAACAUUAGUGUUUGUGUUCUUCUUGCAAAUGUGUUAGCUUUCCACUGCUCUGCUUUGACGUGUCAAGGGGAGCGUGUUUUUCUGUUGCUUUCCCGCCGUUUCUUUAUAGUUCAAAAAUAAAACCAAUGAAACAGUCCUAUAUUUGUUGCUGAUGAGAUAAGGUCACAAGCUUGGUGGGGGGGGCCUGUGGGUUGUAUGAAACGUAGGAAUUCAGCAUACAAGUCUAUAUACAGGGCCAAUGCAACUGUAAUUGCAUCAUCAAUCUAACAUUGUAUCUGGAUAUGACCUAACAAUAAUAAAUAUGUG